This is a messenger RNA of Nomascus leucogenys (northern white-cheeked gibbon), 2283 nucleotides long. RefSeq names its product POU class 5 homeobox 1 (gene POU5F1). The record is from RefSeq and is a predicted model, not a curated record. Lineage: Eukaryota; Metazoa; Chordata; Mammalia; Primates; Hylobatidae. Gene Ontology annotation, biological process: regulation of transcription by RNA polymerase II. Gene Ontology annotation, molecular function: DNA-binding transcription factor activity, RNA polymerase II-specific; RNA polymerase II cis-regulatory region sequence-specific DNA binding.
GUCUACUCUUGAAGAUGGGGUGAAAUUUGGCAGGCUGGGCAGAUGGUGCCAGGCACCCAGGCUGCGAUACUGGCUAGAUUUGGCCAGUAUCGGGAUGGGAAUGCCUAGGAUUCUGGAUGGGUCGGGGGAGGGCAUAAGGGAGCAGCUGGCCAGUGUGCUUAUGGCUGUCGAUGCAUUCAGGGAUAGCUCCACACACACAUUCAAUAAAUUUGAGGAGCUGAGAGGGUGACUGGCCCCCGGUGAAGGCACAGUGGCAGAGGUCUGUGGAGAGGGGGGUCAAGCACCUGGGUUCCUGAAGAACGUGGAGGUGUGGGAGUGAUUCCAGACAGCUGGGAUGUGCAGAGCCUGAGAGAGUGCCAGGGAGCGGGCUGGGAGUUGAAAGUUGGGUGUGGUGGCUCACGCCUUUAAUCAUGACACUGGGAGGCAGAGGCAGGAGGAUUGCUUGAGGACAGAAUUCAAGACCAGUCUGGGUAACAUAGCAAGACCCCAUCUCUACUAAAAAUAAAAAAAUUAACAGGGCACGGUGGUCCAAGCCUGUAGUCCCAGCCACUCAGGAGGCUGGGGCAGAAGGAUUGCUUCGGCCCGGUAGAUCGAGGCUACAUUGAGCCCUCAUUGUACCCCACUGCACUCCAGUCUGGGCAACAAAAUGAGACCCUGCCUUAAAAAAAUAAAAAAGUUUCGGUGGGGGACCUGCACCGAGGUCCUGGAGGGGCGCCCAGUUGUGUCUCCCGGUUUUCCUCUUCACCAUUGCCACCACCAUUAGGCAAACAUCCUUCGCCUCAGUUUCUCCCCCCACCUCCCUCUCCUCCACCCAUCCAGGGGGCGGGGCCAGAGGUCAAGGCUAGUGGGUGGGACUGGGGAGGGAGAGAGGGGUUGAGUAGUCCCUUAGCAAGCCCUCAUUUCACCAGGCCCCCGGCUUGGGGCGCCUUCCUUCCCCAUGGCGGGACACCUGGCUUCGGAUUUCGCCUUCUCGCCCCCUCCAGGUGGUGGAGGUGAUGGGCCAGGGGGGCCGGAGCCGGGCUGGGUUGAUCCUCGGACCUGGCUAAGCUUCCAAGGCCCUCCUGGAGGGCCAGGAAUCGGGCCGGGGGUUGGGCCAGGCUCUGAGGUGUGGGGGAUUCCCCCAUGCCCCCCGCCGUAUGAGUUCUGUGGGGGGAUGGCGUACUGUGGGCCUCAGGUUGGAGUGGGGCUAGUGCCCCAAGGCGGCUUGGAGACCUCUCAGCCUGAGGGCGAAGCAGGAGUCGGGGUGGAGAGCAACUCCGAUGGGGCCUCCCCGGAGCCCUGCACCGUCCCCCCUGGUGCCGUGAAGCUGGAGAAGGAGAAGCUGGAGCAAAACCCGGAGGAGUCCCAGGACAUCAAAGCUCUGCAGAAAGAACUCGAGCAAUUUGCCAAGCUCCUGAAGCAGAAGAGGAUCACCCUGGGAUAUACACAGGCCGAUGUGGGGCUCACCCUGGGGGUUCUAUUUGGGAAGGUGUUCAGCCAAACGACCAUCUGCCGCUUUGAGGCUCUGCAGCUUAGCUUCAAGAACAUGUGUAAGCUGCGGCCCUUGCUGCAGAAGUGGGUGGAGGAAGCUGACAACAAUGAAAAUCUUCAGGAGAUAUGCAAAGCAGAAACCCUCGUGCAGGCCCGAAAGAGAAAGCGAACCAGUAUCGAGAACCGAGUGAGAGGCAACCUGGAGAAUCUGUUCCUGCAGUGCCCGAAACCCACACUGCAGCAGAUCAGCCACAUCGCCCAGCAGCUUGGGCUCGAGAAGGAUGUGGUCCGAGUGUGGUUCUGUAACCGGCGCCAGAAGGGCAAGCGAUCAAGCAGUGACUAUGCACAACGAGAGGAUUUUGAGGCUGCUGGGUCUCCUUUCUCAGGGGGACCAGUGUCCUUUCCUCUGGCCCCAGGGCCCCAUUUUGGUACCCCAGGCUAUGGGAGCCCUCACUUCACUGCACUGUACUCCUCAGUCCCUUUCCCUGAGGGGGAAGCCUUUCCCCCUGUCUCCGUCACCACUCUGGGCUCUCCCAUGCAUUCAAACUGAGGUGCCUGCCCUUCUAGGAAUGGGGGACAGGGGGAGGGGAGGAGCUAGGGAAAGAGAACCUGGAGUUUGUGCCAGGGCUUUUGGGAUUAAGUUCUUCAUUCACUAAGGAAGGAAUUGGGAACACAAGGGUGGGGGCAGGGGAGUUUGGGGCAACUGGUUGGAGGGAAGGUGAAGUUCAAUGAUGCUCUCAAUUUUAAUCCCACAUCAUGUAUCACUUUUUUCUUAAAUAAAGAAGCCUGGGACACAGUAGAUAGACACACUUA